AUGAGGUUGCCGUUCAGACGCACCAUGGAUCGAUUAGAUGCAACAGACUCUGGUCUUAUUGAAGAAAGCGUAACAGGCGUACAUGCGAACAAAACCAUUUCACUCAUAUCUACUUCUCAUCAUUCUUUCUUUCUUCCUUUUUUCUUCCUGUCUUUCUUUCUUUUUUCUUUCUUUCUUUCUUUCUUUUUUUCAGUGCUUCACUCAAUGCAUGUCUCUUUUCCUUUCUUUCUUUCUUUUUUCUUUCUCUCUUUCUUUCUUUCUUUCUGUCUUUAUUUCUUUUCAUUAUCGUCUAUCCAUUUUUUCUUCAUUUUCUAUUUCCUUUUCUUUUUUACUGACAUCCUAUCUCUCUCUGUUUCUUUCGCUUUAUGUUCCUUUAUUUCCUUUCCUUCUUUUCUCGUUCUUUCUUUUCUUUUCUUUUCUUUUUUACUGCCAUCAUAUUUCUUUCCAUUUCUUUGUUUCUUUAUUUCUAUUUCUUUGUUUCAUUUACCUUUCUUUCUUUUCUCUUUCCUUUUAAUCUCAGCAUAUUUCUUUCCCUUUUUCUUUUUUCUUUCUUUCUUUCUUUCUUUCUUUCUUCUUACUUCUUUUCAUUAUCUAUCUAUCUAUCUAUCUAUCUAUCACAUACUGUUAAUUAUUUAUCUAUCUAAAAGUCCGUCCAUUCGUUUUCUAAUAUUUUCUCUUCUUGAAUUAGCUUCUUCCUCUGUUUCAUUUUUUGUCUUCUUGCGCUGCACUCUCUCUUUUUUUCUCUCUCUCUCUCUUCCUACUAACCUCUUCUUUUCUCCCAUUAGUUCACCUCUGAUACUCGAUCUAUCUAAUCUCUGCUCAUAUCUAUCUAUCUAUCUAUCUAUCUAUCUAUCUAUCUCUGUUCAUAUCUAUCUAUCUAUAUAUCUAUCUCAAUUUGCUCAUUUUCUAUCUCAGUUUGCUAAUAUUCUAUCUAUCUAUAUAUCUAUAUAA
Molecule: messenger RNA, 951 nt
Organism: Acanthosepion pharaonis
Lineage: Eukaryota; Metazoa; Mollusca; Cephalopoda; Sepiida; Sepiidae
Source: the annotation of a GenBank genome assembly